AUGGAGACCGCGGAGGAGCCGAUGACGCCUUUUGGCACUUUCACUGCACAGAGCAACAAGCUCCAGAGGCAAUACCAAGCACUCCUCGAUCAAUCGACGCCCUAUGUUACGUACCGAUGGGUUGGCACCAGCGUGGCCCUGCUCCUCUUCUUCCUCCGGGUGUUCGUGGCGCAAGGCUGGUACAUUGUCGCCUACGCCCUCGGCAUCUACCUUCUCAACCUCUUUCUCGCCUUCCUGACGCCCAAGUUCGACCCCUCGAGCGACGCCCUCGACAACGAGAUGGAGGACGGCUCUGACGAGGAGUUCAGACCCUUCAUCCGCCGCCUUCCCGAGUUCAAGUUCUGGCACUCGGCCACCCGCGCCGUCGCCAUUUCCUUCGUCUGCAGCUGGUUCGAGAUCUUCAACAUCCCCGUGUUCUGGCCCGUGCUGGUUAUGUACUGGCUCAUGCUCUUUAUCCUUACCAUGCGCAAGCAAAUCCAGCACAUGAUCAAGUACCGUUACGUCCCCUUUACCAUCGGCAAGGCGCGGUACAACAAGAACAGCAACUAA
Messenger RNA from Sordaria macrospora k-hell, 549 nucleotides. Lineage: Eukaryota; Fungi; Ascomycota; Sordariomycetes; Sordariales; Sordariaceae. The record is from RefSeq and is a predicted model, not a curated record.